AUAUCAGCAAAACAACUGUCUCAGCAAAGUCUUGGCAUCAUUUUAUACCAUACUGAACCUUACCUCUUUACUCAAUAAUCCGCAGCACUAAAAAGUGACCAGAAGAAUAUUGGAGAAUAAAGAUAGCCAGCUACAACAACCACUCGCAGUUAUGCUUUUAUACUCCACUAUUUCUGUAUACCGCACACGGCUUGCUCAAGAAUGGCCUCGAUUAGUUGUUGCUCUCGUAUCCGUUUAUGGGAUAUGCUAUUCCAUCAGCACCAUACAAACUAGCAAUAACGAGAUCCAUAAAUUCGAACAGCUGAAUGACUUGUCACGUUUUUCUUUUCAUAAACCAUCACCGACGUUCAAUCCAGUAUCUAUUGCCUACGAAUCCUCACAAUUGGCAUUCAGCUCUAGCAUCGAAGCCAGAAAGGCAGAGCCUUCAACUGGUGCUGACACUGACGACAGCAGUAGCCGUAGAGGACGUAGACCCAAUCCAGGCACCAAUUCUCAACAUCAAUCUGAGUUCAGCAAAAAGAAUAACGCUGGUGUUAGCAGCAAUAAGAAUAACUCUCCACAAAGAAGCCCAACAUCGACAAAAGAAACAAGGGGUAACUUCAAGAAGAAUGGAUUCCGGAACUUCCAUUCACUAUUGCCCCUGGUCAGUCAAAUGCUCUUGGUACGCAACCCAGAUCUCGUGAAUUUUGACUAUGAAGGUACAGAGCUGGUAAUUGUCUAUACUCUUCUCGUCAUGUCCUCGCUAUCAAUCAUUGACAAUGCUAUUGGGCUCAUGGUGGCGACUCGACGGUCAUUACGAUUGACUCAGGUGGCAUUUGCGAUAUGGUGUCUACGGUUCUUAUUCCGUAUCCUAUCAUUGGUCUCCAUCCUAUUUAUGCUGACAGCUGGAACAAAGUUUCGGAAGUUCCUAUUGUCCUCAAAUAUAGGGUUCCAUGGCGGUGAUAGCAAUGGUUUGGAUGAUCUGGAUGCUUUGGAUGGUGAUAGCGCUGAUAGUAAUGGUAACAUAGAGGCGUCCAGAAUGAUCAUACUCACAACCCUAGAAGUUAUCAUUGCUGCUGUUCAUGGAUGGUCGCUUUUGGUGUUGAUUCGAGAUCUUAGGAACCAACCUCGACCUAGAACAAUUGUUAGUCAGAUAUGGGUCUGGUUCUGUGAGACUAGAUGGGGUCAACACUUAGGUAUAGGUCGAUGGAUCGGAGCAAGUUAUGAUAAUUUUGAUAGCAUAAGCGGUAUUAUUAGUAACAAUGGCAACGGAGGUGGUGAAACUGGAAGCAUCUAUAGCCUUGAUGCUAGCCACGGUGGCAGUGGAGUUCGUAACGGUCUCCUCAGUAGCGCAAGUAGUAUCUAUAGCAUAGCAGUCUCUCCACCUGAAAUGGCAGGUGUUGUUGCGGUGACUCGAUCGCGAGCAUCGAGUAUAUGUAGCUUCAACAGUGUUGAGAAAACGUAGUUUAUAUUAUGUUUAUUAGAGCGUCCACUUUUUUUAAUCAAAAUACUCAUUCAUUUGCCCUCAGAGUAGAAUAUUU
Messenger RNA from Lobosporangium transversale, 1520 nucleotides. RefSeq lists its product as hypothetical. The record is from RefSeq and is a predicted model, not a curated record. Bases 152 to 1444 code for a protein of 430 amino acids. Lineage: Eukaryota; Fungi; Mortierellomycota; Mortierellomycetes; Mortierellales; Mortierellaceae. The transcript is spliced from 2 exons.